GCGUUCUCGCACAGAAAUACAGAAGAAUCAUCGAACGCGCUCCUACGGGCUCAUCCUCUUCAAAAUCUGCCAACAUGUUCAAACACUUAGUUCUGAUCGCGCUAAUUGGCUUGGCCUGGUCCGCCCCAGCACCUGCACCCAAACCAGCACCAGCACCGAAACCUCUCUCGGUGAUAUCAGACAUCAAAACACCAGCAUCCACCGCUAAAUUGACACCUCUUGUCGCACCGAUCGCUACGCCUCUAAUUUCAUCGAUUUCUCGCGUAGCUCUCCUACCCCAAUUGACACCGUACGCCUACGCUUAUCCGGCAGCACUUGCCCCUGUGGAAAUAGCCGCAGCACCUUCCACUUACUCUAUCGAACAGCACGGAUAUCACAUUACCUACUGAUUCUUUCAUCGCCACCUUGAGUAUUGACCUAAGUUUAGCAUGAACACUACAGAGAACUACCUUACCUUUCACUGAUAAUCGUCAUGUAUCGCGUAUUGAUAAAGUCAUUCGCGCAGAACAAAUAUUAGCAAAAAAACACAAAAAAAUUAAAUUGUGACAUUUUUUAUUUGACAUUAUUUAAUAGCCAUUAUUAUCCGAUUGAAAUUCCUUUGAUAACUCCUCGCUACGAUCUUCGUCGUCCUUACAGUAGAAAUAUCCUUCAUUGUCAUAUAUAUAUAUAUUCUUCUCCCUUUUUUAAACUUG
Molecule: messenger RNA, 692 nt
Organism: Vespula vulgaris
Lineage: Eukaryota; Metazoa; Arthropoda; Insecta; Hymenoptera; Vespidae
Product: neuropeptide-like 3
Exons: 3
Coding region: 75-389 (104 amino acids)
Source: RefSeq, a predicted model, not a curated record